Messenger RNA from Anopheles coustani, 2525 nucleotides. RefSeq lists its product as uncharacterized. The transcript is spliced from 4 exons. The coding region runs from base 1 to 2382 and encodes 793 amino acids. Lineage: Eukaryota; Metazoa; Arthropoda; Insecta; Diptera; Culicidae. The record is from RefSeq and is a predicted model, not a curated record.
AUGAAACAAUCGGUGUUACAAACACUGCUCGAGCCUGCCACAGCGACCACAGUGCACGGUAAGAGGCAGCAGAAAGCACGGCCAACAUGCACCAACAACCGGCGCGACGGACGGGCCCUGCUGGCACAGGAGAAGUGCGGCCGGAUGCCGGUGCUGGUCGGGGCCCUCGUGUUCUGCGUCACCGUGUACCUCUACUUCACGACCACCACGUGGAACGACACGACGCAGAUGAUCGUCACCAUCCCGGCGGACGAUGUCGAUCUUCCCGGCCCGAAAGAUCAAAUUGCAACAAAAUGCACUACCAAGCAGCAAAUGCAACAUCCCGCCGCGCGUCCGAGCGCAACCGAACCGCAACUCACCCAAACCAAUACCAAUCAAAUCAUUCCAAUCGUUCCCCAAACCAACGCCACCCGAACCGAUGUCACCGCCAUCCCCACCAACACCACCAACACCGUCGUCGUCGUCGCUUGUCCCGACGAUCACGGAUCGGACCAUUACGGGCCCUGCUCCGCGAACCUCUCGCACCCCGUUACCACCGCACAUCCGAACGCACCAGUUCCGAAGGGUUUCCUCGUGUGGGGACCGGGCUGCCAGAUCAUGGAUCUGGACCCGCUGGCCAACGAUGUGAUGCGGCUGUUCAGCAAGGAGCGGUUCGAGCCAUGCAGCCCGAAGCAGCCGCUCACCACGAUCGAGCAGAACUUCGACAACGACACGGUGCUGGUGCGGUUCCACCGCGAGCUGGUUGAGUCGUACAUGCCGCACUACAUGCGCUACUUCCGCUGCUGCUAUCAGAGCAUCGAGCGCUCCGGGACGAAGGAUAAGGCGGACAAAAACUUCUGGGUUGGGGAGUGCAUCGCGUUCAACCAAUCGUUCCUACUGCCACCGUCCGUGCGCACCGGCAUUCUGAUACGCUGCAAGGCGGGCGUAUCGGAGGCAAGCAAGACGAAGAAGGCCAUCUACACCAACACCCACGCCCUGGUGCGCCCCCUGGCGGAGGUGCAGGAGCGAAUGGACAAGUUUAAGGGCCGCACGGAAAAGCGACCGCUCAGCGUGCUCAUGAUCGGUAUCGAUAGUAUUUCAAGACUGAAUCUCAUCCGCGCGAUGCCCCACACGGCACAGCAUCUCUACGAUACCGGGUGGUUCGAGCUCAAGGGAUACAAUAAGAUCGACGAUAACACCUACCCGAAUCUGAUGGCCAUCCUGACCGGGUACAACAAUUCGCUCGCCUACUCGAUAUGCAACCCGAAGAAGGUGGGCCAGCUGGAAGAGUGCCCGUUCAUGUGGAAGUACUUCGCCGACAAUGGGUACGCGACGGCGUACGCGGAGGACGAGGCUAGCAUCAACACGUUCAACUACCACAAGUACGGCUUCGUGGCUCAACCGACCGACCACUACUUCCGUCCGGUGGCGCUGGCGGCCGAGAAAAACCUCUCGAAGAAGAUGAAAAACUCGCUGACGUUCUGCCUCGGCUAUCAGCACUACGCCGACCACAUCUACCAGUACGCGCUCGACUUUGCGUCCCAGUACCGGAACGAGCCGUACUUCGGGCUGUUCUGGACGAACACGUUCAGCCACAACGACAUCAGCGACCCGUCGUCGAUGGACCAGCGCAUGAAGUACUACCUCGACCAGCUGGACGAGCGGGGCAUCCUGAACAGCAGCAUGGUGGUGUUCUUCAGCGACCACGGGCUUCGCUUCGGCCCGGUCCGGAUGCUGCUGACGGGUUGGCUCGAGGAGCGACUACCGUUCAACUUCCUCUGGCUACCGGAGUGGUUCCGCGAGGAGCACCCGGAGAUUGUGCAAGCGCUGAAGAUCAACCGCAACCGGCUGACGAAUCCGUACGAUCUGCACGCCACGCUCAAGCACGUCCUGGAGCUGUCCGGCCGCAUCGAAACCCUUCCGGGUCCGCUGAGCUGCCCCAACUGUCAGAGCAUAUUCACCGAGGUGCCCUGGAACCGGUCGUGCGAGGAGACGGCGAUCGAGUCGCACUGGUGCACCUGCUCCAACUUUCAACCGAUCGACAAACGAUCGGUCAUGGUGCGGCGGGCGGUUGCCUUCGUGUUCGAUUACGUCAACCGUGACCUGCAGGAGCAUCGGAACAGCACCACGAGCGGCUACGUGUGCGCCAAGCUGACGCUCGGUUCGAUCACGCUCGCCAAGAUGGCCCGAGAGCCGAAGGGCAAGCUGCCGUACAACGACUAUCUGCUCAUAUUCGAGGGCAAACCGGGCGGCGGGAAGUUUGAGUCGACCGUGCGCCACUAUCAGCACCGGGAUGCGUUCGAGAUUACGGGAUCCAUCAGCCGGCUGAACGAGUACGCCAGCCAGAGCGAGUGUAUGCACAUCGAUUACCUGCGCAAGUACUGCUACUGCCAGCGAUCGUAGAUCCACCGUAACGCAAAUGUCCUUUUUCACCGAUUCCAUUCGGCCACCUGCAAUCCAACCAAAGGGACAAUAAUAGGAGCACAGUUAUGACUUUGCCACGGUUAGCUAAAGCUUAAGUAAAAACAAAAGAGCGACAACGACAA